This is a messenger RNA of Camelina sativa (false flax), 2626 nucleotides long. RefSeq lists its product as uncharacterized. NCBI's taxonomy places the organism in Eukaryota, Viridiplantae, Streptophyta, Magnoliopsida, Brassicales, Brassicaceae. The record is from RefSeq and is a predicted model, not a curated record. Gene Ontology annotation, biological process: regulation of transcription by RNA polymerase II. Gene Ontology annotation, cellular component: SAGA complex. Gene Ontology annotation, molecular function: transcription coactivator activity.
GAAACAAAAGUGAAGAAAAAACGAACAACAAAACCCAAUAAGCCAUAAGCAGCGAUCGAAGCUAAAAUAAUAAACACACAGAAGAGCGAAAGCUCUCUCAGACAUUCAAAUCUGAAAGCAAUACUAAAAACAAGUCACGAAGAUUGAAUCGGAGAGAAGCAGAAGCAGUAUUACUAAAGAAGGAGGUCGUUGGGCUCAAAAAAAAUCCGAAAACACUUGUUUUUCGGGCUUUUGGGUCCCGCUUCUCAUUGCCCCGCUUCCCUUCAUCUUCAAUUAGAAUUUCGAAUCUGUUGCUGCUCUGUUCUCUCAAAGCUCCAAUCCAAACUCCUCCCACUGAUCUCGAUUUGCUCCUACUCUGAAAAUUUUCGGGAAUUAUCUCAACUUCAUAGCAUCUGAAUUGGGCGUGAAAUGAAAAUAAUGCUGGGUUUUUUUCUGCUCUGAUUCAGUUUCUUCUUCUUACCCUCUCGUGAAGUUCAGUUGGUGAUUGGUCCUUCUGAUGGAUUGAUUUGGUAUCUCCAACUCCAAGCUAGGGUUUUUUUUUAAUCUAUUUUCAUACUUUAUCAGCAAUUUUGAGGUUCUUGGUGUAGUGUAAGCUGAUUAGUAGAUAAUGACCCCUAGGGUUUUGGUUUUGGGGAGAUGAGAUUUGGCUUUUGCAUUUCUACUCCUCCUAGAAUUACGAGUUCUGUGUCGUUUGGAAAAUGAUACUGGAGUGGCCUGUACUAGAAGCUUCAGCUGAGUUCUUGAAAUGCUCUUUGAUUUGAGUUUGAGGAUAAGUAAUACGUUGAUGAGUUGGGGUUGUUUGUGUGAAGGAUAACUAGAAGCUGAGAGGGUGCAUUUGGUAGUGCACUUCCUCUGACUGUGUCUGUCUAGUUUCGUUUUAGAAGAAGAAGAAGCAGAAGAAGCAGAAAGAAGUAUGCAGCCUUUUCAAGAUCCUAGGAUUGAUCUAGCUGAGCUGAAAGUGCAAAUUGUGAAGAAGAUUGGGGUUGAAAGAUCUAGAAGGUAUUUUUACUACUUGGGCAGGUUUCUGAGUCAGAAGCUUACUAAGAGUGAGUUUGAUAAGUCAUGUUGCCGUCUUUUGGGGAGGGAGAAUCUUUCUCUACACAACAAGUUGAUUCGUUCCAUCUUGAGGAAUGCAUCUCUGGCUAAAUCCCCACCUCCACUUCACCAAACUGGUCACCCUAACAAGUCUUUGGUGCUUGGGAAAGAGGAUGGACCUGAACAAAGCGGAUCUCUGAUCCCUAACCAUAAUAGGAAUGAUCCUGUUUGGUCUAAUGGGGUGUUAGCCAAGGUUAGGUCUGGAAUAUGUGACAAGACAAUCAGAGAUAGGCCUAGUCCACUUGGGCCAAACGGAAAGGUUGAAAGUCUGUUGCAUCAGCCACUUUGUCGAGAAGACAAAAGCGGUCCUUUUGAUUAUCAAAGAUCAAGUCGAUACGGUGAUGAAAGAGACGGUGCAUUUCUUUGUCCUGCUGACAAAAUGAGGGUAGCGGAUAAGGGUCAGGUUGUAGCUCCAUUUAGCAGAGAUGAUAAAGCUCAAGAGGAUCAAGGUAGAUUGCUUCUUUCUAUGUGUCCUGUGAUUGCACCUCUAGGGAUUCCUUUUUGCUCGGCUAGUGUCGGUGGAUCCCGCAGAACAGUUCCAAAUUCGACCAGCGCAGAUGUUAUUAGUUGCUAUGACAGUGGUGGAUUGUCAGACACAGAGAUGCUGAGAAAGCGGAUGGAGAAUAUUGCAGUAGCACAGGGUCUUGGAGGGGUUUCAGCAGAGUGUUCUAGUAUGUUAAAUAACAUGUUGGACGUUUAUCUGAAGAAACUGAUGAAAUCGUGCGUUGAUUUGGCUGGAGCUAGGUCCAUGAAUGGACCGCCGGGAAAACAAAGUUUAGACAAACAGCAGAUCCGAGACAAGAUUGUAAAUGGGGUGCAGCCGAGUAAUAGUUUGCACAUACAAACUAGCAAUGGGCUGCACAAACAAACUAGCAACCAACCAUCUGACAUAACGCAAGAACAAGUUUCAGUGUCUUUGCUUGAUUUUAGAGUUGCAAUGGAGCUAAAUCCGCAUCAACUUGGUGAAGACUGGCCGUUGUUACGGGAGAGGAUUUCCAUGUGCUCAUUCGAGGAACGAGAAGGGGUGUGAAAGAAAAUGUUUGGCAUGUUGGACACUGCAAUUUGUCUGAGUAAGCUCUCUGGUCCAAAAACUGGCCACUGAUUUUCGUAACAAAACGAAUCUUGCUAUGCAUCCUCUGGUGGACCUGAUGGCUGAGCGACACAACUAUGCCCUGCAGCUGCAGACUCGGGGCAGGUUAGUAGAUAUAUACAAAAGAAGCUAAGCCCGAAGAACCGCAUUUGAAUAUUUGUGUUGUUGUAAGAUCAAAAGUAAUUUGGCAUCCCAGUGAGUUUCAAGCUUUGUGUGGAACACGCAGGCCGAUAAGGGAAUCUAGAGAAAGUUUUGGCUGAGGUACUGUGGGUUUUAGGAAGGAAGAUACAAACAAUCAUGUAAUUGCUGCAGUAUUGCCCUGUAUGUAACAUAGUCUUAGAAUUGUUUUAGAUUUCAUAUCUUGAGGACACAUUGACAUCACUUUUACAUUUACAUUACAUUUUUGUUUUAUAAUUCAAUGAAAAGGAAAUUUUCAAUUCA